AUGUCGUCAAAAUUUUUAUUGGUGGUAAUAUUUUCUAUCUAUCUAUCUAUCUAUCUAUCUAUCUAUCUAUCUAUCUAUUGCCAAUCUAUCUAUCUAUCUAUCUAUCUAUCUAUCUAUCUAUCUAUCUAUCUAUUGAUUUGGCAUUUUCUUUCUUUCUUUCUUUCUUUCUUUCUUUCUUUCUUUCUUUUAUUAUUUCUUCCUUCCUUCCUUCCUUCCUUCCUUCCUUCCAUUCUUUCUUUCUUUCUCCUUUAUUCAUUUAUUUCGUUCAUGCCUGAUCUUUCUUUUUUUCUUUCCAAUCUUUCUUUCUUUUCUCGUGUUUCUUUCUUUCUUGCUUUCUUUCUUGCUUUAUUUCCUAAACUUUCUUUUUCCUCUUUCUUUCAUUCAUUAUUUAUUUAUUUCCUAAUCUUUCUUUCUUUUUCCUCUAUCUCUCUCGGUCUUUCUUUCUUUCUUUUACUUUAUUUCCCGAUCUUGCUUUAUUUCCUAAUCUUUCUUUCUUUUUUCUCUCUCUCUCUCUUUCUUUCUUUCUUUCUUUUUCCUCUAUCUCUCUCGGUCUUUCUUUCUUUCUUUCUUUCUUUCUUUCUUUCUUUCUUAAUCUUUCUUUCUUUUUCCUCUAUCUCUCUCGGUCUUUCUUUCCUAAUUUUUCUUUCUUUUUCCUCUAUCUCUCUCUGUCUUUCUUUCUUUCUUUCUUUCUUUUUCUCUUUCUUUUUUUCUUUCUUUCUUUCCUAA
Acanthosepion pharaonis is the source of this 726-nucleotide messenger RNA. Lineage: Eukaryota; Metazoa; Mollusca; Cephalopoda; Sepiida; Sepiidae. The record is from the annotation of a GenBank genome assembly.